Molecule: messenger RNA, 1132 nt
Organism: Colias croceus (clouded yellow)
Lineage: Eukaryota; Metazoa; Arthropoda; Insecta; Lepidoptera; Pieridae
Product: probable isoaspartyl peptidase/L-asparaginase GA20639
Exons: 7
Coding region: 186-1112 (308 amino acids)
Molecular function (GO): asparaginase activity
Source: RefSeq, a predicted model, not a curated record
UAUUAAAAGUAUUGUCUGAUAAGAGUGCAUGUACUGCACUACAUUACAGUCAAUAAAUAUUAACAUAAUGAUAAGGAUUGAUAUUAUUUAUUUUCAUCAUGUCCAUAACACUUACUGUUUAGUGAGAUAUUACUUGCUCUGUGAGUGAGACUUGUAAUUCAAUUAAACAUUGCGGUACUAGGAAUAUGGAUCCAGUUAUAAUAGUUCAUGGUGGAGCUGGUGACAUACCAGAAAGUCGUGUUCAAGGAAAAUUAGAUGGAGUAAGAACUGCUGUAAUUGCUGGUAACAAAAUACUGCAAGAAGGUGGUUCUUCUCUCGAUGCAGUUGAAGCAGCUGUUGUUUCUAUGGAAAAGGAUGAAUAUUUCAAUGCUGGAUAUGGAUCAGUUUUAAAUUUACGCGGAGAAGUUGAAAUGGAAGCCAGUAUCAUGUGUGGUAAGAACUUGGAUGUUGGUGCUGUAACACUAGUGAAAGAUUUUGAACAUCCCAUCAGCAUUGCUCAUAAAGUUCUGACUGAUUCACCACAUUCGUUAAUUGGUGGAGAGGGGGCUAAGCUAUUUGCCUUGAGUAAGGGUUUUACACCUGUGCCUCCUGAAUCAUUAAUCAGUGAAAAUGCCAAGCAGGCACUAGAAGAAUUCAAAAAACAUGGUGAAUUUGGUAGAACUGAAAUUGGCAUAAAGGAGGGAGGUGUAGGCACAGUCGGAGCAGUGGCCAUAGACGCUGAUGGCAACAUAUCUGUAGCCACUAGUACAGGUGGCAUGAGUGGGAAAGCUGUCGGCCGUAUUGGUGACACACCACAAAUCGGCAGCGGCACCUAUGCAGACAACAAUAUUGGCGGAGUGUCAACUACUGGUCAUGGUGAAUCCAUUUUGAAAUAUUGUUUAGCUCACAGUAUCAUUAAACUAAUGGAAUCUGGAAUGGACGCUACUACAGCUACAAAAACAGCUGUCGAGGGUAUGACCAGUCGGUUAAAUAACACUGCAGGUGCAAUUACUCUUUCGAAAUUAGGGGACAUUGGUAUACAUUUUAGUUCCAGAAGAAUGGCAUGGGCGUAUAUAAAGAAUAACAAACUGAUGUAUGGAAUUAAUCCCAACCAAGUUCUUGAAGAUAAAUAAAAAACACUUUUUUACUACUA